Lotus japonicus is the source of this 1950-nucleotide messenger RNA. RefSeq names its product putative tRNA pseudouridine synthase. Gene Ontology annotation, molecular function: pseudouridine synthase activity; RNA binding. The coding region runs from base 53 to 1549 and encodes 498 amino acids. Gene Ontology annotation, cellular component: nucleus. The transcript is spliced from 7 exons. Lineage: Eukaryota; Viridiplantae; Streptophyta; Magnoliopsida; Fabales; Fabaceae. Gene Ontology annotation, biological process: tRNA pseudouridine synthesis; mRNA pseudouridine synthesis. The record is from RefSeq and is a predicted model, not a curated record.
UUAUCUACCAUUCUUCAUCUUCUCAUUUCUCAUGUAGUCACUAGUCACUACUAUGGCCACUUUUCUUGCAAUGCUGUUCACUUCUCCUCUGCCAUUCUCAUUCUCCCCAACCCGAAACCCCAACACCCCACUUCUCCUUCUACCUCCAACACUGUUCAGAUGCUUAUGUUCUUCCACCCAUUCCCCUUCCCCUUCUCUCUCCCACGACAAAUGGGAACCUUUUCUCAAGAAAACGGUUGUAAUGAGAGUCGGAUAUGUUGGAACCGAUUAUAGAGGUCUGCAAAUUCAACGGGAUGAACACAGAUUAUCCACUAUUGAGAAAGAACUUGAAACCGCCAUCUACAAGGCUGGUGGAAUCCGCGAUAGUAACUUUGGGGACUUGGACAAGGUGAAAUGGGGUCGAAGUAGCAGAACUGAUAAAGGAGUUCACUCUCUGGCUACAAUGAUAUCCUUUAAGAUGGAAAUCCCUGAGGACGCAUGGAAAGAAGAUAGGGAUGGCGUUGUGCUUGCAAACCGCAUUAACAUUUACCUUCCUAAUACUAUCCGAGUUUUUGGCAUAUUGCCUUCAAAGAAGAGAUUUGAUCCAAGAAGAGAGUGCAACCUGCGGAAAUAUUCUUACCUUCUCCCUGCUGACAUAAUAGGAAUCCAGAGUCAUUUUAGUGAGGAUGAAAUUGAUUUUCAUAUUUCAGAAUUCAACAGUUUACUUAGUGCGUUUGAGGGAGAGCAUCCGUUCCACAAUUACACUGUUCGUUCGAAGUACAGGAAAAAACAUCAUGCUAGGAAAUCCCCAGGAAAUGGUAUCAUGUCAAACAAAACAGGAUCAUCUACUUUGGCAUCAGCUUGUGAGUCAGAGAGUGAGGAAAGCGACGUUGAUGAUUUUGUGUCAACCACUUUAGGUGAUAAAGAUCAGAGCCACGAGUCUUCAGAGUCUAGUGAAUCUAAUGAUUUUAGUCAUCAAAACUCUAGUUUAGUAGUUCGUGCAAGAUGGCUCUAUGAACCAGAUGAGGCAGAUAGAUUAAAUGUUUCCCAUUUCAGAAAGAUUUCCCAAUGUUCAUGUGGGAAAUUGCAAAGAUUACUUGGAAAGGAUUAUGUUGAGAUCAAGAUAUGGGGGGAUUCCUUCAUGUUACAUCAAAUACGGAAAAUGGUUGGGACUGCUGUUGCUGUGAAGCGCAAUUUAAUCCCAAGAGACAUCCUUUCAUUGUCACUCAUCAAGUUUACACGAAUUGUCCUCCCCCUCGCCCCGCCAGAAGUUUUGAUUUUGAGGGGAAACACUUUCAGUAUGAGAUCAAGUGCUGGGAAGUUUAUAAGGCCUGAAAUGGUGUCUCUGGUUGAAUCAGAGCCGAUUCUCAAUGAAGUUGAAGAGUUCUACACAUCUGUCAUGUUGCCUGAACUGUCAAAGUUCCUAGACUCGUCGAAGUCUCCUUGGGUGGAAUGGGUUGAGAGAUUGGACAAGUAUUCUAGCUUUGCAGAUGCUGAAUUGGAUGAAGUCAGAAUGGCUUGGAGAACAUGGAAGGAAAAUUUCAGGGCAAAAUCAGCAUCAGAUGCAUAGAACAUGUAUUCAUUUGUUAUAUGCACUUUGCUCAAUUUGUGGCCACAAUUCUGUUCUGCUUGAGGCCAAAUUUCACCUCCUUUUAUUCUUCUCCUUGCUCAAUCAUGGCAUUGAAGAGCAUCCCUAUCAUUUUCCAAGUUGUUGGGGAUGUAAGUCAUGUAGCAUUUAGUCAGGUCAAAAGAAUUAAUUAAAAAUGCAAGCUAGUAUUAAAGCAGGAGAUGUACUCAAGAAUAGAACAAGCAAUGUGUCCAGUAAAAGUUCAAAAGAUAUUACAUUUUGUAAAGGACAUCCAGAUCAGAAUCAGAAACCAAAGACAAUGUGAAAGUUAUCACUCCAAAUGUAAAUAACAGAUGGCAUCCCAAUGGCUAUGAUCAGUAAUCCAAUAUCGGUAAUUGACUCCA